Molecule: messenger RNA, 3270 nt
Organism: Annulohypoxylon maeteangense
Lineage: Eukaryota; Fungi; Ascomycota; Sordariomycetes; Xylariales; Hypoxylaceae
Exons: 2
Coding region: 165-2912 (915 amino acids)
Biological process (GO): mitochondrial fusion
Cellular component (GO): mitochondrial outer membrane
Molecular function (GO): GTPase activity; GTP binding
Source: RefSeq, a predicted model, not a curated record
CACCCACCCAACGCACCCCAACCUAACACAUCAUUCAUCCACCCAGUCGACCCAGCCCACCUAACGAACUACAUACCAGACUCCGCUCACGAUUUUCGAAAGCCGGUGACGCUCAUGAGUUCGACAUUUUAAUCAACCCGAUUAGUCAGGAAUAUUUUACCUCUAUGGGUAAAGGCAAGGGAAAGGCCCGCCGCGGUGGGCAAAACCGCGACCAGGACGACACACCGACUCCGCCCGAUUCCGGACGGCCAGCCUAUAUGACUGUCGGCAACGGAUCGACGUCAGAACAUGCCACAAGACUACAGUCGCUCAUAGACGACGAUUCAGGAUACGGUGGUAGCCUCAUAGACGGCGAUUCUAGCUCUUCGAACCGACCAUUUGGCUCCCAACGAACCGAUCCCACAUUAUCGCGAGAUAUGCCUUUCCAUCGUCAAUCUACCGGUAGUCCGGAGACCGAUCACCGAAACCAAGCUGCCGCCGUUCAUCAGCUAUGGUACAACAAACACCAGGCAGCUUUAACUCGAUCAAUCAGCCGAGUUGUCGAGCUUCUCAAAAAUCUUCAGGAAAUCAAUAUUUCUUGGCCCGCACACUAUCCUUCAGUCCAACGAAAUGACCCCUCUUCCGACCGACCCGGAUCGCGCCCUGCAUUGCAGCAUGCCUUCUCUGCUGCCGGAGAAUUAGCUGGCGAUCCAUCCUCUCCAUUUCACCCUCGACCAUUAAGACGAUCCAUGACGACUGUUGAAGAUGCUGAAGCCGAAUCUAGUCGAGAUGCCGAGAACAAGAGCGUAAUCGAUAGCCCUAGACUGUUCACUCCGCAGAUCGCUCAAGAGUUUUCGGUCUUGAAGUUGGAUCUCAAGUUAGGCGCUUUACACCAGACCGAACUUGUUCAUUCGCUCGAGAAAGGUUCAAUCGCCGCGCUGCUCGACGGUAAAAUUAGCUCCAGUAUUAAACAUCUAUUUCUACUUCGCGAAAGAAUAGAGGAUACCUCUAGCAAGGUUUUGGUGACUGGAGAUCUUAAUGCUGGAAAGUCUACAUUUUGUAACGCCCUGCUACGUCGCAAGGUGCUUCCAGAAGACCAACAGCCCUGCACCAGUAUCUUUUGCGAAGUCUUGGAUGCAAAGGAAAAUGCAGGUGUCGAGGAGGUUCACGCGGUUCACAUGAAUGCGAUCUACAACCGGCACGACGAGUCGACCUAUGACGUUUUUCCCCUCCAGGAACUAGAGAAGAUUGUCCUCGAUAACGAAACAUACAUGCAGUGCAAGGUUUACGUUAAGGAUGUACGAACCAUCGACGAGUCGUUGCUCAAUAACGGCGUGGUUGAUAUUGCGCUAAUCGAUGCUCCGGGACUCAAUUCCGACACGACAAAGACGACAGCUGUAUUCGCGAGACAGGAAGAAAUCGAUGUGGUCGUCUUCGUAGUUUCCGCUGCAAAUCAUUUCACUCAGUCUGCGAAGGAGUUCAUCUGGGCUGCUGCGUCGGAGAAGGCAUACAUCUUCAUGGUUGUCAACGGCUAUGACCUUAUUCGAGACAAGGAACGAUGCCAGAAAUUGAUCUUAGACCAGGUAUACGGCCUAAGCCCCCGUACAUUCAAGGAAUCGAGCGAACUUGUGCACUUUGUAUCCAGCAAUGCAAUCCCAACAGCUCCAUCGCCCCCCGGCGGCCCGGACGGAGGGGGGAGCGGGAGCUCGAGCGGAAAUGGAGACGACCCUAGUGAUGACCCUAAAGGAAAAGGCAAGGAGAAGGAAAAGGUUGAAGAUUUCAAGAAGCUAGAGCAGUCCUUACGGCGAUUUGUCUUGGAGAAGCGAGCACGCUCCAAACUUGCUCCCGCCAGAACCUACCUACUCAACAUCCUCAACGAUCUCAACGUACUUGCCACUGUCAACAAUGAGGUAGCUCAGUCUGAAUUUGAUCGGGUCGUCGGAGAGCUAGAAGAGAUCGAACCUCAACUUGAAUCUUCUCGCAAAGCAAUCGCCGCGGUUGGUGAUGGUGUGGACCAAACUAUCGAGGGAACAUGCAAGGAUAUCUACGAUCACACUCGGGUUUCUCUCAACUCUGCAAUUGCCAAUGCCGGCGAAAGCAAUCUCGGUGUGCCCUACCACGGUCUGUUCCACGCUUUUGAUUACGCCGAAGAUAUCAAAGAAGCAAUGCUAUCCAAAAUUGCGGAAUCUGUCACGUCUUGCGAGGAUUAUGCCCGGACGAGAGCUGUCGAUGGCGUAAACGUCAUCAAGCAGCUUGGUUUAUUGCAUCUCGGCAACGAAUAUCAUGACCUGAACUUCCGCUCCGAUGUCAUGUUCCGAAGAAGGCGCGACGUGCUAGCGAAGCAGGUCGAUGUACCUACUGAGCUGUUGGAUUUCGUUGAUUGGUCGUCUCUUAUGCAACGCCAAGAAAAGAUGGCUGGCACGGGUAUGGCCCUGACAGUUGCUACUGCCAUUGGCGGGCGCCUGGUUGGUGGUAUGGGAUGGAUGGACCACACAUUGAACGUUGUGAAGAUUGUUGGCAACGACAACCUCCGAAAGUUGAUCAUCCCCGGUAUCGUUCUAGCAGCCGUCUCAGCCGCAGCUUAUGUCAUCCAGCAAAUACCUCAUUCGCUGCCUCAUCGUCUCAACAGCAAAAUCUCGGCACAGCUGGCAGAAAUCGAUUAUGUCCACGCAAACAGCACUCGCAUUUCAGGUUCUGUGCGCAAAGUUCUCCGCUUCCCUGCGGAUAACCUUCGGGUAGACUUGACACGUUCCGUGGAGCAACUGGGUAAACGCCGAGAGGAAACCCUAAAGGUCCGUGGUGAAAGUGAGGUGGCCCUCAAGUAUUUCGGAAACCUCGUACGAGAGAGCGCCCAUCAACGAACCUUCGUCGAGGAUAUAGAUCUCGAGGCGCAUCCUCACCCUCAAGGAGGCCCCGGUAUGAGCAUUGCAUGAGACAAGACUUCUUUAUCUGUGUGGCAUAGGAAUGGCGUUUAGGGAAACACAGUCGAAUUAUGAGCAUGCCAUUUUGUUUGUUCCGGAGAUUGUCAUGUUUCACUCCUUGACGGCCGUGACGGAUGAGGGAUGAUUAUGAAAAGGGGUCAAUAAAAAAAGUUGGGAAGAGUGAGGUAGAAUGGCUAAUGGUUCUCAGGCGUCCAGAAUCAAUCGAAGGCAGAAUGAGAACAGAAGCUCUACUCUUCCAUGCGUGGUUUGUGGUUUGUGGUCUGUGGUUUGUUUUACUCCCUCCUCGAUUCACUUGUACGUAUUCUCUAGCUUUACUAAAAUGAUGACCCAAAAUUAGGAUUUUUACAAA